This is a messenger RNA of Cyclopterus lumpus (lumpfish), 5435 nucleotides long. RefSeq names its product specifically androgen-regulated gene protein. The record is from RefSeq and is a predicted model, not a curated record. The transcript is spliced from 3 exons. Bases 3438 to 5096 code for a protein of 552 amino acids. Lineage: Eukaryota; Metazoa; Chordata; Actinopteri; Perciformes; Cyclopteridae.
UCAGGUCAGAGCGCUCGUCUUUUUAUUUCACAGUUGUCUAUGAGACGUGAAAGCAAGCACAGUGACAUUCCUGUCACCAUUAAACCCUGACUCAGCUGUGGGUGCAGUGAGCUGGUGUUGGCUGACAGUUGUUUCUCCCUGUGCCGAACGCAAUGGGAGGGACAGUAAUUAGCAGCUAUAAAAAGCGUACACGAGGAGGCCGGCGGGUGCUUUGUCAACUGAUUUUUUUGUAGCCAGAAAACAUGAGGAAAUGUGGGUGUUGGUGAUCAGGUUUUUGCGCAAGUGUCCUUGCUGUAUGUCAUGUCAACAAGACACGAACGUCAUUGCUUUUGGGAUACAGGAUACACUCACUAAAUAUAUACCUCUCACUUCGUCUUUGUUGUUGUUGUUGUUGUUGUUUUGUCUUGUAACUUACUUGAAUCUUUAAACCCUUUAUUUUCUUAAAGCAAGUGAGAAAAGCUUUCCGCCGCCUUCUUCUUUCUUGUUUCAAAAACACAGCCACUCCUUUCAGGAGGAACAGAUCACUUCGAAAAUAGCUCAGGUGGUGAAAACGUAAACAAAAUUAAAUAAUAAAACAGAGGUCAUAGCCAGGAUUUUUAGAAAUACCGAGAUCUAAAUCCUGGUGACUCAGAACGGUAUUGAUCAGAAAUACAAUCUCUCAAUUGUAACAACGAUUAGAAUGUUUUGUCUUCACGCCUCCUGCAAGAAAGAUUGAAUCCGGUACGGCAUUUUUAGACGUAAAAAAAAAAAGUUGAAGACUUAUAUAAAGUAUAUUGAGUGUAAAAAUACUCUCAAAUAACCUCCAUUGGAAGGUAACAGAAUGAAAAAGUGCAUGUCCUCGAUGGAUGGUGCGGCCCUGUCGUCACCGAUUGACCUUUCACCCCGUUUAAGCUGGUGCCAGAAAAUGCAUUACACCUCAAUUUACCUCCCAACAUGUCCCGUAUCGCAUAUAAUUGAAUUUUCGUACCGGUCGAGCAGAACAUUUUUAUUACUCAUGGGGAGGGAGCGUCUGUUCCUGGCUCGGUAAAUUACCGCGAUGUCUCUCGGCCCUCGCGCGGGCCUCAGACCGAGCGACAUCGGGUCAUUUUGGAGGGCAGCAUAAACGGGGGGGGGGAAACCUCAAUUCCGUUGCUCUUUUUUACGUUCUGAAUCAAACGUCCUCUGAGAUAAGAGAACAAUGAGGGUGGCUUCGCUCCGCUUCCUCAAACACACCUGGACCUGAUUGUGCGGCUGCGGCCCUGCGCGCGUUACACAAGCCGCGCAACAGGUUGUGAGGCUUUUUUGUUUUUGAUGCAGCGUGUUGCAUUCGUGUGACCUACGACGGAGUCUUAAAGUUGAUCAAAUAUUAUCCCUCCGUGACUCAAUCGCCGUUCAUUGUUGGCGGUAUUUGCUCUUGGCACUCGUGCACUUUAAAAAAAGGGGAAAAGCGAGGUGGUGAGAACUUUUUCCUUUUGAGUGGUCUCCGUUCUUCAGGGUCUUCGUGAAUUCAUUUGAUGCCCUAUUUGUAGCUGCGUAUGUCCUCCAGCACAGCUUCAGAUGCUGAGAAAGGGUAAAAGUCUGAAGACGUCUGAAGAGAACUUUUCCUGUCGGAACAACCCGGGAAUAAUCCAUUUUUUAUUAGUUUUUUGAGUGGCAUGCUCAAAAAAGUAAAAUAGGCCCGAAGCACAGGCGCUGCGACGUGACGCGCCGUGUCAUCCAUCUCGACUUGACACAUGACGCGCUUAGACGAAGACGAGCAUUUCUCACUUCGGAGAGCCGAGUCGUCGUGACUGGAAUACCAAUUAGUGAGGACUUCUAGUUAUUUUCCUGCUUUCUGUUGCUGCAAUCAAUUAGGAAGCAAAACGUGAUUAAACUUCCAUCAAUAAGAAUUAUUGAUGCAAGUAUACGUAUUCAGUGUAGUAUCAUACAAGACAAAGCAGAACAUAAGCUGCUGGUCACACGAGACCAUAUCGAUCAUGACUGCUUUGUUUCACCGUUUUGUGAAAAACUAUAUUCCAAAAUGUAUCUUAACAUAAUAUAAUAUAAUAUAAUAUAGGGCUUCUAAGGUCUGACCCAUGAUGUUGAUUUCUUCCAAAACGUACAGCCUUUUUUAGUUUAGUUCCCUUUUUUCUUUUUUUUUCUUUUUAAAUACUGAAAAUACCGUUUGGAAGAUAAUCUACUCUUUUUGAAGCCUCAUAUAAAAUAUGAAUACAUGUGGAUUUUUGUCUCCCACCACUAAAAAGUACCCGAGGAGAGGACACAUUACUGGCCUGUGUGUGUGUGAACAUGAACGACAACAGCAAGUACAACCAGUUUAAAUGUCCAUAAGGCACCUGGCGAUUGUUUUUAAUAGCCAGGUGCCUUAUGGCGUGACAAAAUGUGAACAUGCUGUAACAUUUAUUUCACUAAUUCACCACUUUAUGAACCUAAUGACUCAAUUUGCACAACUGGUUAUAUUUAAUAUGUCAGUGAAGGCACAUUGGACAUCUUGAAUAGGAGAACAUUAUGAGGUUCAUUUAGCUGCCGGCUGUAAUUCAUGGCAUUUAUUUAUCACUUUAAUGGAAAGAUUUGACAUUAAUAGUUGUUGCUGUGCUGUUUACAAGCCCAUUGUGUGGACUAUUAAGGCUUGUGUUGUCUCAUAUGUUGUGGGAACCUCUCGGUAUAACACUGACGCAGGUCGUCAAUCAGCUGAGCGGGAUCACUGGAGACGAACGACUCCCACUCCACGAUUUAUUCCCUCAAUCCACAAUCUAAAAAAAGGCAAUCCAGAUCUACAAUGACCCCACCAUCCAUCGUCCCGGCCCAGCUUGUCUGUUGCUGCCAUCGGGCCGCAGAUUGAAUGUCCCGACGGCCAGGAAGAACAAUUACAAGAAAUCCUUUUUAUUCCAUCAGCUGUGAGCGUUCUCCAGAAGGGAUUGUUUAAAUAGGCACACUCCACUCAACAAGCCACUCGGCAAUGGUAUUAUUACUAUGGUCACUUUAAGGCUUUUAAUGGAGAUAUAUUUUGCAAAUACCCAAGUUCAUACUUAUGUUUCUCAUACUGUCUGUCUGAAUAUACCUGCAUUCGCCUUCUGUCCGUUUCAGGCUGUUUUUCUGUUGCGUUGCAAAGCAGCAGCUUUAUUUCCUGUCAGCUGAUGUCAUUCAUAAACGCUGCUCCCAGAAAUAAACUGAAAAAGUAUGCGUCGUUGUUGUGUAUGCCGUGUAUUGUCUUUAUACUAUAUGUCAGUGCUAAUCUAGGAAGGCCAGUCUUUUGUGUUUUGUAUAAAGGAGAAAGAGGCGCCACACAAAUUUCAUCUGAUUCCAGUUUGGUCAAUUUCUCCCAUUUUUCUUUUUCUCCCUCCUUUGACCUUUUUCCAGAUUCUUCCUCCCAGACUUGAUUCUUAACGAUCCUAACGCAAUCAGCAGAGGACCGUGAGGCUCGGGUCCCCCGCCCUCGUCCUCUUCCUCUUCCUUGUGCGAUGCCGAAGAGCGACACGUGGCCAGGCGGCGUUGCCAUGCAAUCCGAGAGCAAUCUGGACAGUGCCGGGAGCUGCGACAGUGUGAUCAGCGCCAACUCUGGCUACAGUCAAGACAGCAUGGAGCAUUUAUCUCCAGAGGAAAGGGCGUGCCUCAUGUAUUUGGAGGAGAUGAUCGAAGGGCUGGAGGUGCAGGAGGACAGCGGAUUAUCCAAUGACGAACCGGAUCCUCCAUUCCAGGCAGGCACGGGAGCAAAUGACGUUUCCAGUUUAAAGUCUGAUGCGUCCGAAAAAGACCAGACAUCAGAGUCUGGAUCCAGAGUGUUCUUCCCCGAAGACCAAGCGGAGCAUCACGCUCUAAAUCAGGAGUCACCAAUGAACCUGAUGACUCAACCCAAACCGCCAGUCGCUGAUUUAAAAAAACACCCGUUGGCUUCUCAGUUGUGUGUAUCCAAAAACAGAGAUGGACAACUUCAGAUUGGCCCAAUUGUCAGUCUUUGUCCCGGUCCGUCCAAUGAGGCCUCUGAGAUCGAUGUGAUCCCUCCUCCCUCAGACUUCAUGGAUGAGCCGGGCCUUCUUCCACACAGACCGAUAGUAAAAUACCUUUCACCGUCUCCAACGAUGUCCAAUGAGCCAGGAGCAGCUGUGGACUUGGAGCAGCUACGCCAGAGAGCUUUUGCAAAGAGAAACACAGUGAGCUCAUCUCUAACCCAGAAUCAUCCAGACCAGCCUCGAAAACUGAGUCUUCCGGUCCUCAGCUCUGAUCUCCCAAUGAGUCCUCCUCUUGACGAGCCCAGAACUCCACCUAUUGUGGCCCCUAAGCCCAAGAAGCUUCCUUCCAACAUUAUUCUGAAAUCACACAAGGGGGCGGUGCCCAUCUCUGAUGACAACUCGGAACAUUCGGUGCCCACUAGCAGUGACCGGCUCUUGCUGAACCCCCAGAGGGUCCACGUUGAGGCCCUCAGAAAGCUUGGCCUGCUGCCUGCAGGCACAGAUUCAGGCCCCGCCCUGAGCCCCAUCCUUUCUCCCAAAUCCAGGAUGUCAUGGGCAGGUCCUCUUUCUCCAAUCAGCCCGAGAGCUCCGCACUCGCCACCGUACCCCUCUGUCCACAGACCCCCUCCUGCCCCCGCUGCGGUGUCACCAUCCGCUACCUCCGCAGUCCUGCCGGCACCUGCUGCUUUCAGUGACUCCGCCGGCUCUCAGCUGUCAGAUAACAAACUGUCUGUUGUCGAAGAUGCUCUAGAGGCCGCACGAGUGUCCACGCCACCUCGCACCCCUCCUACCCUGGUCCAGCAUCUAAUCCCACCAAAGCUCGCAGGUGUCAAAUCGGCCACCCUGGAGCGCUCCGGUAUGGGUCUAAGAGACUACAUUGCUCAUCACGACUCCACCAAGGCCGCCGCUUCCAGCCAGUUACAUAAGAAUAGGGCGCGCCCGGCUUCUCUGGGGAGUCGGAAAGAGUUCGCAAGUGCAGGGACAGAGGGUUCCCCAGCGGGCCGAGUCAACGACAGAGAGCCGGAGAUCCGGAGGUCCCUGCCGGUCCACUCCGGAGACGCUCAGAAGCUGCCUCGAUCGCAAGGAAUCAGCGUACUGAUCUGCCCUCGUGCAGAGAACGGAGGGGAGCGCCGCGAGGCCCUGAAGAAGCUGGGGCUGCUCCGGGACUGAGGCGCCAAUUUCAGUGCCACGGACUCCCUUUUUGUAUUCUAUAUUUAAAGGAACUCAAUACAGGAUUGAUGAAGGCAACGCAACACUUUAGGGAAGCAGCUUAAGCACAUAAUUUCCGCAUUUUUUCUUUCUUUUUUUUACUGCAUUGAGCGUGAAACCUUGAAUACAUUGGCACUUGCAUCUACUUGUUCCUCAUAUUGUGUAGCCAAAUGUACAGUGUGUUGUUGUUGUUGUUUUUUUCCUCCAUAAAACUGUCAAUCAAGAACUCUCUCAGAUAUUCACUGACGCUCUCUCGGUGUGGAUGCGGUUUUUAAAUUAAAGAUACUGUUACUUUCAAAA